Molecule: messenger RNA, 1077 nt
Organism: Eutrema salsugineum
Lineage: Eukaryota; Viridiplantae; Streptophyta; Magnoliopsida; Brassicales; Brassicaceae
Product: binding partner of ACD11 1
Exons: 5
Coding region: 1-957 (318 amino acids)
Molecular function (GO): RNA binding
Source: RefSeq, a predicted model, not a curated record
AUGUCGGUGAGUUUUACAUAUCAAAAUUACUGUUCUCGUCUCGAAUUGAUGGUAACUGUAAAAGUUAGCAAUGUUUCUUUAUCAGCAACAGAACGAGAACUCAAAGAAUUUUUUUCUUUUUCCGGCGAGAUUGUUUACCUCGAAAGCCAAAGUGAGAAUGAAGGUUCUAAAUUAGCAUAUGUCACAUUCAAAGAUUUACAAGGAGCUGAAACCGCAAUUCUCCUCACAGGAGCAACGAUUGUUGAUUCCUCAGUCACUGUCACAAUGUCACCUGAUUAUCAAUUACCUCCUGAUGCUUUAGCUUCAUAUGAAUCGUCGAAAGGGAGCGACAAAUCAUCAUCUCCUCCACGAGAAGAUGUAUCAGUAUUCAGAAAAGCUGAAGAUGUUGUAAGAAGUAUGAUUUCAAAAGGGUUUAUUCUAGGGAAAGACGCGAUAGCUAAAGCGAAGAGCCUUGAUGAGAAACAUCAGUUAACAUCAACAGCUUCAGCUAAAGUCACAUCCUUUGACAAAAGAAUCGGAUUCACGGAGAAAAUCAAUACCGGGACAACGGUUGUGAGCGAGAAAGUCAAAGAAGUUGAUCAGAAGUUUCAAGUCACAGAGAAAACCAAAUCCGCAAUGGCUGCAGCUGAGCAGACGGUGAGCAAUGCUGGUUCGACUAUAAUGAAAAACCGGUAUGUUUUAACCGGUGCCACAUGGGUUACUGGUGCGUUUAACAAAGUGAGUAAAGCUGCAGAGGAAGUUGGACAAAUGGCGAAAGAGAAAGUUGGAAUGGCUGAUGAAGAAGAAGAAGAAGAAGAAGAAGAGAAGAAGAAGAAAGUGGUUGAUGAAGUUGCUAGUGUUCAUUUGCCUGAAUCACCAAAAGCUUUGGACCAAUCAGAACAAGAGUUAAAAAUCUCUGAAUUGCAAAUGCAGAAACAGAAGGAGACUACUCCAAGUGUUGCUUCAGGUCAACCUUGAGAUAUUUAUAAGAAGAAUCUUAAUUUCUCCCAACUUUUUUUGGAACAUAGAAGCUGACUUUUUAGGACACAGCUUAUUAGUUCCAAAAACAUUGGAUUGAAAUCGUUUGCUGUUGUUGUU